UUUAUUGAAUUCUCCAAACAGUAUGUGUGACAUUUCCGAUGCGGAAAAAGUCUAUCAUGAAUGCAAGCAAGAAGGCCCUUUAUCAUUUGAAGACUGCUUAUCAUCAAAUAAAUUGAAGCAGUGUAAAAAGAUUGGUGAAGGAGCUUUUGGAGAAGUGUUUUGCACAACCAAUAACAAUGAUGAACUUGUUGCUUUAAAGAUCAUACCUAUUGAGGGAAAGGAUAUUGUGAAUGGAGAGAACCAGAAGAUGUUUGGUGAAAUCCUACAUGAGAUCAUUAUUUCCAAGGAACUAAGCAGCUUGAAAGAAAGAAAACACAAUCGAUCAGAUGGUUUUAUAACUUUACACAGUCUGCAUUGUGUUAAGGGAUCCUAUCCUGAACCCCUGCUUAAGGCUUGGGAUGCAUUUGAUAAAGAGAGACAAUCUGAAAAUGAUCGACCAGAUUUCUUUGGAAAUGACCAGUUGUUUCUGGUACUAGAAUUUGAAUUUGGAGGGAGUGAUCUUGAAAACAUGCAAAAAAAACUGCCUUCACUGAUUACAGCAAAGAGUAUUUUGCAUCAGUUACUGCAGCCUUAG
Molecule: messenger RNA, 574 nt
Organism: Polypterus senegalus (gray bichir)
Lineage: Eukaryota; Metazoa; Chordata; Cladistia; Polypteriformes; Polypteridae
Product: serine/threonine-protein kinase haspin-like
Exons: 7
Coding region: 23-574 (183 amino acids)
Biological process (GO): protein phosphorylation; mitotic cell cycle; intracellular signal transduction
Cellular component (GO): cytoplasm; nucleus
Molecular function (GO): histone H3T3 kinase activity; ATP binding
Source: RefSeq, a predicted model, not a curated record